This is a messenger RNA of Naegleria gruberi, 1272 nucleotides long. RefSeq lists its product as uncharacterized. Bases 1 to 1272 code for a protein of 423 amino acids. Lineage: Eukaryota; Heterolobosea; Eutetramitea; Acrasida; Naegleriidae. The record is from RefSeq and is a predicted model, not a curated record. Gene Ontology annotation, molecular function: lipase activity. Gene Ontology annotation, cellular component: membrane. The transcript has 3 exons.
AUGUUAAGAAGCUUUUCAUCAUUCGGAUCGUUCAACGUUUCAUCCUUCCAACAAGCAGGUUAUUUCCAAUGCAACUAUCAAAAUGUGAACAGGGAUGUGUCAUCUAAUGAUCCAUCAAAUUCUUCGACAACUGACAGUUCAACCAGUUCGAAAUCCAUCAAAUCUAAAAUACCAUCUAGUAGAAUCCAUUAUCAAGUAUGGUGUCCAUCAGAUUUAAAGAUUCGUGGUGUUGUAAUUAUUUGUCACGGACUCAACGAGCAUUGUCAUGGAAAAUCAGAUGGAAAACCAGCAUUUAUUGACGACUUUACAAUGUGGUUACAAAAUGGAAUUCAGUUUUUGGAUUUGAUUGCAAAUGGAACUCUACAUUUGAAUACUUGUGAUAAGGAAGGUAAAGAAAUAUUGUCUUUAUCAUUUUCUUCAGAAACAGAGUUGAAUAUUUCCAAAAAUAGAAAAAGUUUGACUUCUGGUUUAAAAAGAAAGUCAAAAUCAAGUGGAAAUAUGGAAACAGUUGUGGAUCAGAUAUAUUCACCUUCUAAAAUGAAAUCUAUAAUGGAAAUUAUAUCUGGUUUGGUGGAAGUUGAUCAUUUUCCAUCAGCUCAACCACUUUUACCUAAUCUGGAUAUUGCCAGACAAUCAGAUGUUGAAAGUUAUGAUGGAUUUGCUCAACAUGGAAAGAAUAGUACCUCUACAAGUCAACAUAAUCCAAGAAAACCAAUAUUCCUCUUUGGACAAGGAAUUGGAGCUACUGUGGCCAUGUACAUGUCCAUUGAAAGACCUGCAUUUAUUAAUGGAAUGGUUCUGAGUGCUCCUAUGGUUACAGUUCCAUCAGAAUUACAUGCCUUCCUCCAAAAAAUUGCAAAAGGAAUUGCCGCUUGUCUGCCAAACAUGUCUGUCAUGGAAUUGAAAUUACAAAAGAGAACUCAUAGUCAGGAAGAAAUUGAGAAUUUCAAGAAGGAUCCACUCACCAUUAAGGAAAAACUCAAAGCAAAAUGUUGUUUCCAAAUUCUUGAAAUGACCAAACAAUUCAAAGAUCAAGAUAUUUCCAAAAUUGGAACACCAUUUCUAGUUUUACAAGGAUCAGAGGAUGAAUAUUGUGAUCCAUCAGGUGCCAAUCUCCUCAUGGAGAAGACAACACUUGUUCAAGAUAAGGAAAUUGAAAUUUGUUCAGGUCUUUAUCAUGAUUUACUGUUUGAAGUUUGUUUCGAGAAUACGAUGAAUAGAAUUUUGGAAUGGAUUGAGAAGAGACAGAAAAAGAUUGAAUUUGGAUGGUGA